Lutra lutra (Eurasian river otter) is the source of this 2908-nucleotide messenger RNA. It is a transcript of the gene SMNDC1, whose product is annotated as survival motor neuron domain containing 1. Bases 1028 to 1744 code for a protein of 238 amino acids. Gene Ontology annotation, molecular function: RNA binding. Lineage: Eukaryota; Metazoa; Chordata; Mammalia; Carnivora; Mustelidae. The transcript is spliced from 6 exons. Gene Ontology annotation, biological process: mRNA processing; regulation of alternative mRNA splicing, via spliceosome. Gene Ontology annotation, cellular component: cytoplasm; nucleus; precatalytic spliceosome. The record is from RefSeq and is a predicted model, not a curated record.
CUCUCCCUAAUUGAAGCCGAGGCCUGAGGUCGAGGAGCCGGCCGCGUUGGAGAGGCCUGGGCGCCGGCAAGAGUCUUAGGGGCCCGGCCUCUUUCUGCCACCCAGCGCUGGGCCCUGAGUGGCCGCGAACGGGGCCAGGACCUCCGUACGGCGGCGACGACCGGGGCUAACCCGGGAAACCGGUCGGGUGUGGUAGGGAUGGGGAGGCCUCUUGAGGAAGCCUCAGCGGUUCCCUGCGGAGCGCGUUUGGGGGUGUGAGGCUCCGGCGCUGCUGGGGUCCGCUCCGUUUGUUUGCCGUUUCUCUGGAGCUUGUGUUUGAAUUUCGAGGUCUGGUUGUGGCGGGCUUUGAGGUGUUGGGUGCCUGGCUUACUCUAGCCCCUUUGGAGCCCUUCCAAAUUCCAGGCUGUGGUUUGGACGGGAAUUGUAAGACAGAGAAGGGUCCUCGGAAACCCCGCGUGUUGUCUUUACAAACCGAGAAAGGAUUCUUGUAUCUUAUUUUCCGGAAAAGAAUGAGCCAGAUUGGGUGAAAGGCACGCUCCUUAGAAUGCCUAAACGGGCUAGUGUUUCCGCCGUUUUCUUUAAUGAAGACGCUGCAUCGGCAAUAUUUUAAGUGACCCGGUGAAACAUUUUUGCUCUGGAGAAGAGCUUCUGAACACACUUAACCAAUUAAUAGUUCAUGUAGAGAGUAUUAUCUAGGUAGUUAGUCCAAAAGUCAUUUAUAUUUUGUUUUGGAAGUCUGCUUUACGGUUUAGAAAUAUUUUCUUCUUAAAUAUCGAUUUUUCCAGCAGAUUAGUGCUUUUUAAAACUUUUUCCCGGCGAAGAUGUAACCACCUUGUUAAUUGAACCAAAUACAGUGUCUUCCCUGUUACAGGAGUUUAAAGAAGAUUAGAAAUUCUCCUUUUUCCUUUUGCCUUAGCUGUUGUCCGAUAAAUUCCACACAGAAACAAAAACAAGUUUAUAAUCUGCGGAAUCCAUUCCCUUGAAGCUUGGAUUUGACUCACAGCUUUCCUCAGAACUAAGAGUAAAGAUGUCAGAGGAUCUAGCAAAGCAGCUGGCAAGCUACAAAGCUCAACUCCAGCAAGUCGAAGCUGCGUUGUCCGGAAACGGAGAAAAUGAAGAUUUGCUAAAAUUAAAGAAAGAUUUACAAGAAGUUAUAGAACUAACCAAAGACCUUCUGUCAACUCAACCUUCUGAAACUCUUGCAAGUUCAGACAGUUUUGCUUCUACUCAGCCCACUCAUUCAUGGAAAGUAGGAGACAAGUGUAUGGCAAUCUGGAGUGAAGAUGGACAGUGUUACGAAGCGGAGAUCGAGGAGAUAGAUGAAGAAAACGGCACUGCUGCAAUCACCUUUGCUGGCUACGGCAAUGCUGAAGUGACCCCAUUGUUGAACCUCAAGCCUGUAGAAGAAGGAAGGAAGGCAAAGGAGGACAGUGGCAACAAACCCAUGUCAAAAAAAGAAAUGAUUGCCCAGCAGCGUGAAUAUAAAAAGAAGAAAGCUUUGAAAAAAGCACAGAGAAUAAAAGAACUUGAGCAGGAAAGAGAGGACCAGAAGGUUAAAUGGCAACAGUUCAACAACAGAGCCUAUUCUAAAAACAAAAAAGGCCAGGUAAAAAGGAGUAUUUUCGCUUCACCUGAGAGUGUAACCGGAAAAGUUGGAGUAGGAACUUGCGGAAUUGCUGAUAAACCUAUGACACAGUAUCAAGAUACCUCUAAAUACAACGUCAGGCAUUUGAUGCCACAAUAGUCAGAAAAACUGUGGGAUUUCAUCUCUGCAGGGCUUACAUUUACCUUUUUAUCCUUAUAUUUUUCUAAAGGUAAAUUAUUUGUUAGAUGAGUAAGGAAGAUACCAUUGUCGUCCUUGUUUGACUUCAAUAGAAUGAAACUUGAAGAAAUUGCAUUUGAUAACUGCUCUUCACUUCUCGUUACUACUACCAGUUUCCUCCAAGUUUGUUGAAUAAAGCAACUUUUCUAGAUAGAUGCUGCAUAAAUACAGCACUUAGAUGAAUUGUUGAUUCUCCAAAUAUCAGGCCCUUACGUAAUGGAUGGUGUGUACUUUUUGUAAAGUCCUAACCUGGAAUUUUCCGAUGCUUUGAACUUGCCACACACUGUAGUAAUUCACUGCAACAGCAAGCAAAAUACCAACCUAAAGAGAUCUUUUUUUUUUCCUUCAACUUGAACCGAGCUGUUGCUAAUGAAGCCUAAAAGUAGGUUAAUUUGAUUAAAAUGUCAAACUUUGAGUUUUUUUCUUCAAUAAUUUGUUUCCUAAGCUUAUUAGGCGAUCUCUAAAAUUGAUCCAGCUCUUAAAACUUUUUCAUUGAGUUGUAAUUUCAUGUAAGAACCAUGUUUAGGACCAGCUUCCUUUUCUAAGGGCUUUUUGUUGUUUUCUGUUUUUGUUUUUGGUUUCUUUUUCCUCCUCCUCCUCCUCCUCCUCCUUUUUUUUUUUAAUGUUUGCGCUUUUCCUGUGUUGAUCUUUCCCUUAUGGUAGUAGUACCAAUUUUUGGAUGUGUAAUGUUUAUAUAAGAAAACAAAAAGCUGAUGUAUAGCCCUGUAUACAGUGUAGAUACUAUUUUUGUAAAAAAAAAAAAACCCACCCAAGGCUAAAUUAAUGAACAAGAGUACUGAAUGUUUCAUCAUUAAAAGUUUAUUGUAUUUCUUGUGCAUUAAUCUCACCAGAAUUUCCCUGUAUAUUAUGUUCAUGUAGAGGAGUUUGUAAUUUUUGUUAACUAGAUCAAGUUGUCAGCAUUUGUUGGUAUAAGUGAACAUCACAGUAUCCUGAGUUGAGUUUAAGCCAAAUAUAUGCAUAGUAAAAUGUCUUCCUAUUAAUGGAAGAUGGUGAUUUUUAGGGUAUGUGUUAAUUUCAGUUUUUGUAUGUUUAACUUUUAUUAAAUAAAGUGUUUUUUAAAAUCUC